Messenger RNA from Pipistrellus nathusii (Nathusius's pipistrelle), 537 nucleotides. The record is from the annotation of a GenBank genome assembly. Lineage: Eukaryota; Metazoa; Chordata; Mammalia; Chiroptera; Vespertilionidae.
AUGUCUAAAACUGGAACAAAGAUUACUUUCUAUGAAGAUAAAAAAUUUCAAGGCCGCCACUAUGACUGUGACUGCGACUGUACAGAUUUCCACAUGUACCUGAAUCGCUGCAACUCCAUUCGAGUGGAAGGAGGCACCUGGGCUGUCUAUGAAAGGCCCAACUUCGCUGGGUACAUGUACAUCCUACCUCGGGGCGAGUACCCGGAGUACCAGCAUUGGAUGGGCCUCAGCGAUCGCCUGGGCUCCUGCAAGGCUGUCCAUCUGUCUAGUGGAGGCCAGUAUAAGAUUCAGAUCUUUGAGAAAGGUGAUUUUAAUGGUCAGAUGUAUGAAACUACUGAAGACUGUCCUUCCAUCAUGGAGCAGUUCCACAUGCGAGAAAUCCAUUCCUGUAAGGUGCUGGAGGGUGCCUGGAUUUUCUACGAGUUACCCAACUAUCGCGGCAGGCAGUACCUUCUGGACAAGAAGGAGUACCGGAAGCCCAUCGAAUGGGGUGCAGCUUCCCCAGCUGUGCAGUCUUUCCACCGCGUUGUAGAGUAA